Messenger RNA from Hydra vulgaris (swiftwater hydra), 810 nucleotides. The record is from RefSeq and is a predicted model, not a curated record. NCBI's taxonomy places the organism in Eukaryota, Metazoa, Cnidaria, Hydrozoa, Anthoathecata, Hydridae.
AUGAAAGAAAGAAAAGAAGUAUUAAAUCGAGUUGAUCAAAAGCUAAAGUAUCAAGUAGAAACAGAAAUAAAUUAUUGGAAAAAUGUAUUGACAAGAGUUGUAGCUGUUGUGAAAUCCCUUUCUUCUCGUGGAAUGUCUUUUAGAGGUGAUGAUGACCGUUUUGGAUCUGUUCAUAAUGGGAACUUUAUGAUGAGCUUAGAGCUUAUUGCUCAGUUUGAUCCUUUUUUAGCACUACACAUUGAGAAGUUUGGAAAUAAAGGAAAAGGUUCAACAUCAUACCUAUCAUUUAAUAUAUAUGAGCAGUUCAUAAGUAUAAUGGCAGAUAAUGUUAUUCAACAAAUGGUGAAAGAAAUUAAGGAAGCUGAAUACUUUUCCAUCAGUAUUGAUUCUACUCCUGACAUUAGCCAUGUAGAUCAACUGUCAUUCAUUUUUUGGUAUGUUCAAAAGAAUGGCUGUCCGGUAGAAAGAUUUUUAGGGUUUUUACCUAAUUCUGAUCAUAAAUUUGAAGAAUUAGCAGAUGCUGUAUUUUUAGUUUUAGAAUCGCAUGGAUUAGAUAUUAAUAAUUGUCGUGGUCAAAGUUACGACAAUGCGUCUAAUAUGUCUGGUAGAUACACAGGACUUCAAGCUCGCAUUAAAAAAGUUAAUCCUUUAGCAACAUUUGUACCAUGCUCGGCACACUCUUUAAAUCUUGUUGGUGAGUGCGCUGUGGACUGUUGUAUUUAUGCUUCUGAAUUUUUCAUUCUGCUUCAAAAUAUUUAUAAAUAUUCAGUGCCUCUACUUAUAGAUGGGAAAUACUUCAGAAGAAUUUGA